UUUCUCUUAUUCUAUAAAUGAAACCUCUAUAAUUAGCACACAUCUCACACCAUUCAACACCACUUGUUCAAAAACUUCACAUACAGAUAAACCCUAAUUGAUCAUGAAGAUCAAAAUUAUAAACUCCACCAUGAUACGUGCAGCUCAAGAAACUCCUAUUCGAUCUCUAUGGCUCUCUAAUUUAGACCUAUUGCACGAAAGAAACAAUGUUCCUACGGUUUACCUCUACAAUAAGUCCACUAAUUUUGAUGCAAAAGUGCUGAAAGAUGCCAUGAGCAAAGUUCUUGUUCAAUUUUAUCCUGUUGCAGGCAGAUUGGGUAGGGAUGAAAAUGGCAGACUUGAGAUAAACUGUAACAAUGAAGGAGUGAUGUUUUUAGAAGCUGAGACCAACUCUAGAAUUGAUGAUCUUGGUGAUUUAAUGCUUAAUUUGAAGAUUCCGCAACUUAUUCCUACCGUUGAUUAUUCUACUGGAAUCUCUUCGUUUCCUCUUUUUGUCGUACAGGUAACUAAAUUUAGAUGCGGUGGUGUAUCGCUUGGAAUUCGAUUUCAUCAUGUUUUAGCUGAUGGCACGGCAGCACUCAAUUUCAUCAACACAUGGUGCGAAGCAGCUCGAGGCCUCCCCAUUGGCACACCACCAUUGAUUGACAGGACAGUUCUCCGCAGCCAAUACCAACCAAACCCUAAGUUUCAACACUCCGAGUUCGGUAAGCCACUUACACUGAACAAUUCUUCCGCCGAAAAUCCUAUACUUCAAUCAAAUUCUAUCGAAAUCCUUAGAUUCACACCGGAUCAGCUGAGUAUAUUGAAGAGUAAAGUGAACAGCAUAAAUGGUACUACAACAAAGUAUAGCAGCUACGAAACCCUAACCGCGCAUGUAUGGCGUUGCACGUCGAAAGCACGCAACUUAGCUGAUGAUCAACCGACGAAGCUAUACAUUUCCGUUGACGGGAGAUCGAGAUUGGACCCUAAACUGCCGCGUAAUUACUUUGGUAAUGUGAGUUUUCCGACUACAGCAAUUGCAUUAUGUAAAGAGUUGCUGUCGGAGUCAUUACAGGAUACUGCAGAAAGGAUAAGAAAGGCAGUAAAGAUGAUGGAUAAUGAAUAUUUGAGAUCAGCUAUUGAUUUUUUAGGAACUCUCGAGGAUUUGACUCCUGUAAUGAGAGGACCUGACGCUUGCCGGUGCCCUAACCUGCAUAUCAUUAGCUGGAUGUGGCUGCCAUUUUAUGAAGCUGAUUUUGGGAUGGGGAAACCAAUAUAUGUGAGGCCUGCAAAUCCACUGGAAGGUAAAGGAUAUGUUAUGCCAACUCCUGGUGAUGAUAAUAAUUGGGCACUCUCCAUCUGCCUCGACCAAGAUCACAUGCACUCCUUCAAAAAGUUGUUCUAUCACUUCUGAUCACAUCCUGAUCCAGUCGUCGGUCACAAUUAUUUCCGUCUCUCUAUCUUUUUUGGUAUUGUUUUUUUUCUUUUGUCGUCUCAUCCCAUCUGAUCAUUCUCUGAUUUUCGGUCACUCGCCAUUUUUCUCCUCUCUUAUCUACGUUCAUUUUCUGAUUCUGCAACUGCUUAUGCAGAUUGAACAAUUCUAAGCUCCUUUUUUUCAUGGCCAUUAUUUGUUUAUUGCAACUUAAAGUUUUCUCAUUA
Messenger RNA from Mercurialis annua (annual mercury), 1638 nucleotides. RefSeq names its product shikimate O-hydroxycinnamoyltransferase. The transcript is spliced from 2 exons. The record is from RefSeq and is a predicted model, not a curated record. Gene Ontology annotation, molecular function: acyltransferase activity, transferring groups other than amino-acyl groups. Lineage: Eukaryota; Viridiplantae; Streptophyta; Magnoliopsida; Malpighiales; Euphorbiaceae. The coding region runs from base 104 to 1393 and encodes 429 amino acids.